AUUGUGGAGCAGGAAGGACGAUCUCUGUUUCUCUCUUCAGACAAACAUACAAAGCUUCACUCUGGUAAAUCUUCAGACGGUCACAAUGCAGAUCUUUGCUGCUCUGGUUCUCCUGGGAACAGCCCUGCAUGGCGCUGCACCAAUGACUCACUCUCUGAUAAAUUUCUACACUGGAUCGUCUCAAGUCCCAAACUUCCCAGAGUUUGUGACUGUUGGUUUGGUUAAUGAGAUUGAGACAGAUCACUAUGAUAGUAACAGCAGGAAAUAUGAACCCAAACAGGAGUGGAUGAUCAGAGCCACAGAAGAUGAACCUCAGUACUGGCAGAGACAGACUGAGUAUCGAUUUGGUCACCAGCAGGUCUUCAAAGCCAACAUUGAAAUUUUAAAGCAGCGCUUCAACCAAACUGGAGGUGUCCACAUUAUCCAGAGGAUGUUUGGCUGUGAAUGGGAUGAUGAGACUGAUGAGGUCAAAGGUUAUGAACAGCAUGCUUAUGAUGGAGAAGACUUCUUAUCAUUGGACCUGGAGAGAGAGACUUGGGUCGCUCCAAAACAACAGGCUGUCAUCACCAAACACAACUGGAAUAAUAAUAAAGCUCUGAUGGCUCAGAACAAGCACUACUACACCCAGAUUUGUCCUGAGGAGCUGAAGAAGUAUGUGAACUUCGGGAGGAGCUCUCUGCUGAGAAAAGACCUUCCCUCAGUGUCUCUCCUCCAGAAGACUCCCUCCUCUCCAGUCAGCUGCCACGCUACAGGUUUCUACCCUGACGGAGCCAUGAUGUUCUGGAGGAAAGAUGGAGAGGAGCUUCAUGAGGACGUGGACCUCGGAGAGAUCCUCCCCAACCACGAUGGAUCCUUCCAGAUGAGUGUUGACCUGGACCUCUCAUCAGUCAAACCUGAAGACUGGACGAGGUACGACUGUGUGUUUCAGCUCGUUGGUGUGAAGGAGCACAUCUUCACCAGACUGGAAGAAGAAAAGAUCAGGACCAACAGAGGUAAGACUUCUGGCAUCAACAUUCCUGCAGUCGUUGUUCCUCUCGUCCUCCUCCUCCUCCUCCUCGCUGUGAUUGGAUUCUUAGUUUACAGAAGGAGAAGAACAGGAAGAUGGUGUUAGAAGAUACUCUGGCAUUUGGCAGUUGUGACGACUAAAACAAUGUGUGUGCAGUUCUCUUAGAAACUGAAUUCUGGAAAAGACAACCCUGAAGGCCAAACACACAACCCUGCACAGCUCGCAGGUAGAGAGUGGAGUCACAACGUUUUUCGACUGUGUUGUUGAGAUCAUUUUAGUUUACUACAGUUUUUCUCAGCCGCAGUUAGUUCAACCUCCACAAC
This is a messenger RNA of Centropristis striata (black sea bass), 1329 nucleotides long. Its product is annotated as H-2 class I histocompatibility antigen, Q9 alpha chain-like. Gene Ontology annotation, biological process: immune response. Lineage: Eukaryota; Metazoa; Chordata; Actinopteri; Perciformes; Serranidae. The transcript is spliced from 5 exons. Gene Ontology annotation, cellular component: external side of plasma membrane. Bases 86 to 1111 code for a protein of 341 amino acids. The record is from RefSeq and is a predicted model, not a curated record.